UUAAAUCUCACAAAUUUUGAUGUUAAGAAGCCACAAGUGUGGGGACACUAAAUUAUACAACUACUUAUUAAGCUGGUCUCAAGUAGAACACACUACUAAAGUGUUUAGCAGCAAAACACAUAGAGAUAGUGAGAAAAUAUGGAGUUGAAAGUGGAGGUAGGAUGUGUGGAGGAUGUGACCAUGUCCGAGCCGGUGAGCCCAACCGGGCAGUACUUCAACAGUUCGGUACUUUCGAUUUCGAUCAUUUGCAUCUUGGAGUUUGAGAACCCCAUUGAUGACUCUUCAAGCCUUGCACUCAUUAACAAUGUCUUUCUUCCCAUCAACCCUCGUUUCUCUUCCAUUAUGGUUAAAGAUGGGGAAGGGGGCAAGCUCUGGAAGAGAGUUGAAGUGAAGGGGGAAGACCAUAUCAAAGUCCCAGUUUUUCCAGAAGGAUUAUCACCAGAAUCUUAUGAUCAUUAUUUCAAUGAUUACCUAUCAAAAAUAGCAAUGGAUCCACUCCCACAAACAAGGCCAUUGUGGGAAAUUCAUGUUUUCAAGUACCCAACAAGCAAUGCAUCUGGAAGCCUUAUUUUCAAGCUUCACCAUGCACUUGGUGAUGGUUUCUCUCUUAUGGGUGCUCUUCUGUCAUGUCUACAAAGAGCAGAUAACCCUUCUCUCCCCUUAACUUUCCCAAACUUCCAAAAAUCCCCUAAGCAAGAUAGCGAAAUUAAGAGCUUAAUGAGUGUUGUACCACAUGCCUUAUGUGGUGCGUUAAACACCGUUUUGGAUUUCGGUUGGAGCCUUUUGAAAAGUAGUUUCUUGGAAGAUAAUCAGACGCCAAUACGAUCCGGCAAAGAAGGGGUCGAGUUUCGGCCAAUAAAUAUAAUGACAAUGACAUUCUCUUUAGAUCAAAUUAAGAAAAUCAAGACCAGCCUUCAAGUGACGAUAAACGAUGUAAUUACUGGAAUAAUUUUCCUGGGGACCAGAUUAUAUAUGGAAGAAACAUGUGAAGAAGCAAAAAAUGCAACGUCCACAGCAUUGGUGUUGCUCAACACAAGAUCUAUUGGUGGUUACAAGUCGGUGAAUGAGAUGGUUCAAAAUCAGGAAGCUCAAAUUCAGUGGGGAAACCAGUUUGGUUUCUUGCAUGUCUCAUUGCCCAAGCUACACCAAUACGAUCAGCGUUUAAAUCCUCUAAAAUUUGUUCAAGAAACACAAAAUAUCAUCAAGAAAAAGAGAAAUUCAUCGGCUGUUUAUCUCACUGGAAUGCUACUUGAAUCUGUGAGAAAAUAUAGAGGUCCAGAGGCAACAGCUGAAUACAUUCACAACACGUUGAGGAAUUCAAGCAUGACCGUGUCAAACUUGAUCGGGCCAGUUGAAAAGAUGACCCUCGCGAAUCAACCCGUUAAAGGCUUGUAUUUUAUGGUGGUCAAUGUUCCACAGAGUCUUACGGUGACUAUAAUGAGUUACAUGGACCAGCUGAGGGUUGCUGUUGGAAGUGAGAAAGGGCUCAUAGAUCCAGCAAAGUUCAGGAAAUGUACUGAGAAGGCUUUCAAUAUAAUGUACACUACUGCAGUUAUGGCUAAAUGACGUGAAAGUUCAUAUAAUAGUCCUCAUCCUUGCAUCACACAAUUCAAACCGAACAAGACAGCAUAAACCAUAAUGAAUUUAGCCAAUAAAACAAUGACAUGUCUUGUAGAUGUCAGUAUAAUUAAUAAUUUUACUUACAACUUACCCCUUUGAUGAUCUAUAUCAUUUUUACCAGACGAUCAAGUCUAGAUUAUUUACAACUUAUUGUUUGAUGAUCUUGUAUCAUUUUACUAGAUGAUCUUAGCUAGAUUAUUUCAGUAAUCAUUUAUCAUUGAUUGUAAAAGCUUCAUCCAGAUUGAUGAUUUUGCUUAUCUUUGAAGUAAUAAACUAUAUUUUGUGAUUC
Helianthus annuus (common sunflower) is the source of this 1909-nucleotide messenger RNA. RefSeq names its product O-acyltransferase WSD1. Gene Ontology annotation, biological process: triglyceride biosynthetic process. Bases 139 to 1566 code for a protein of 475 amino acids. The transcript has 5 exons. Gene Ontology annotation, cellular component: plasma membrane. NCBI's taxonomy places the organism in Eukaryota, Viridiplantae, Streptophyta, Magnoliopsida, Asterales, Asteraceae. The record is from RefSeq and is a predicted model, not a curated record. Gene Ontology annotation, molecular function: diacylglycerol O-acyltransferase activity; long-chain-alcohol O-fatty-acyltransferase activity.